GAAAUAAAUAUACUGUUUAAUUAUUUAUCUCUUAGAAUAUAUUAUAAAACAAAUUAUUACUCUGCAAAUCUCUUCUUCUUCUUCGUCGUCGUCUUCAACUUGCACCCGAUUCCUUCCGGAUCUUACGCGGCGGCUCUGUUUCAGGGAGAGUUGCUUGUGUGAUGUAGAUCAAGGAUAUGUUAUCAUCUUCAGUCAGGUUUUAGUAUCAUCGGUUGUGUUUAGAAGAAGAAGCCUCUGUUACUCUGUUUUUCCCAUUCACUGGUUUGGAAGCAGCCCCAGGUGAGCCUGAGAGUAGAGUUUGGAGGAAUUGAUUUCAGAGAAUCAUGCCUUACUUUGCUCAGAGGCUUUACAAUACCUGCAAGGCCUCAUUCUCUUCUGACGGCCCAAUCCCUGAGGAGGCUCUCCAGAAAGUUCGCAAUGUCUUAGAGAAAAUCAAGCCAUCUGAUGUUGGAAUUGAGCAGGAAGCUCAACUGGCACGGACCAGGUCUGGUCCUCUCAAUGGAAGUAACCAGUCUCCCUCAGCUAUUAAGUAUCUUCAUUUGCAUGAGUGUGACAGUUUCUCUAUUGGAAUUUUCUGUAUGCCACCUUCCUCUAUGAUACCACUGCAUAACCAUCCGGGAAUGACUGUGGUAAGCAAGCUCAUAUAUGGUUCAAUGCAUGUGAAGUCAUAUGACUGGAUAGAGCCUGACAAGACCGAACCAGAAAAUCCGUCACAAGCAGGGAGACCCGCGAAACUGGUCAAGGAUACCGAGAUGACGGCUCCAACCCCAGCAACCACGUUAUACCCGAGAAGCGGUGGCAACAUUCAUUGUUUCAAAGCAAUCACCCAUUGUGCUAUUAUUGAUAUCUUAGCUCCACCUUACUCCUCAGAUCAUGAUCGGCAUUGUACUUACUUCCGAAAAUCCAGAAGAGAAGACUUACCCAGUGAAGUAGAAGUGGAUGGGGAAGUGGUCAAGGACGUGACUUGGCUUGAGGAAUAUCAACCGCCUGAUGACUUUGUGAUACGACGAGUUCAGUACAGGGGUCCUGUUAUUAGAACUUGAUUUGUAUGUUGUUAGUUCCUCUACAUAAUUGAUGAAGCAGGUUUCGGAUUACAUACUGACAAAGGUUGUCUCUGGUUAUUGCAAAACAUUUUACAUAGUGGCACCUCUUUUAGUUGAUUUGAGUGAUUAUUUUCAUUA
Messenger RNA from Raphanus sativus (radish), 1181 nucleotides. RefSeq names its product plant cysteine oxidase 4. The record is from RefSeq and is a predicted model, not a curated record. Gene Ontology annotation, molecular function: oxidoreductase activity, acting on single donors with incorporation of molecular oxygen, incorporation of two atoms of oxygen. The coding region runs from base 324 to 1043 and encodes 239 amino acids. The transcript is spliced from 6 exons. Lineage: Eukaryota; Viridiplantae; Streptophyta; Magnoliopsida; Brassicales; Brassicaceae.